GUGACGUCACCGGGCAGGGCGCGCCCACCUGCGGGCGGGGGAGGGGCCGGCGGCGCCGGAGAGGGACCUUGAGAGGUCACCGCCGGUCGCCCCUACCCCUACCUCCUCCCCGGGUCUAAUUCCAGCCCCUUUCCGCAGCCCUUACUCCGUUUUUCCUGUUCUCGUGACCUGGAAGCAGGGACGGGGUGGGGACGGGAUUCUCCGAGGGGCAGGAGGGGGCUACGGGAACCGAAAAGCGCCUCCCGUUCCCCCGCACACACACCCUCGGGGCUCCUCGGCAGGGAGCCUGUCCCCUGGACCCCAGUUCCAGCUGUGAGUUGAAGGAGGAGAGGCUCUGGGCUGGGAGAGCUUCCUGGCGGAGGUGUGGGAGGCAGGUUUGGGGGCAGCCUAGCCCACUGGGGCGUCCCUGGGAGGGCCCUGCUGCUCCUUCCCCCCGGCAGGGGAGGUGGCAGUUGGGUGCCGAGUUCUGGGUUUUGUCCAGGUGGCAACCUCUGGGCCAUCCGCAACCCGGCGCCUGUCUUGGAGGAGGGCGGUGCCCACGGAGGGGCAGGGGCUUUGGCCUCCCCUGAGGAGUGGCUCUGACCAGACCGGGAGGCAGGACGCUGCGUUUUGGUCCGAGCGCAUGUCCCGACUUGUGGCCCACUCUUGGGGACAAGUGCAUGUCCCGGUUUCCCCCUCGGCUCGGUCUCUCGGAGCUGGAGCGGGAAAGGAGCGAAGGGAUGAGGUUGAGGCUGGAAUUAUUUUCUUGGAAACACAGGGCUGCCCCGUGCAGCGCUGGUUAAAAUGACUGCGGUCCCCCUCAUGCCUGUCUCCCCGAACUGGUGGGCAGGAGGCCUUGAGGUUUGACGGAACCCCAGAGGUCAACCGUGUCAUCUUUUCAGCCCAAACACUUACAGGUGAUAUUAAUAAUCAGUCACGUGGGGGCUGUCAUCCCUCGGGUACCAACCAAAUGCAGGAAGCUGGAUGGACAUGUCUGUCCCAGCACUCGAUGAGCUGUGCCCGUCACCCUAUUUGCAUGCUAGAAAACAGGCCAGACAGUUCCCAACCGCGCAGGAAGCAACAGCUCCGCUGCCUCCAUACCCUCCCUCCCGCCCCGCUCUGCCCGCUCCACUCUCACCUCCCCUUCGCCCUGCCGGCUCCUGCGUGGGAAUCGCGGGCCCAGGUGAAGGCUCCUGUUCCCACACUCUUGAGUGGGCUCUGAGGGGACCCCACGGGCCUACGCGGUGCAGAGUACCUGGCUUGAAUCAGCCCCGGCUUUUGUCAGCCAUGUGAUCCCGGACAAGUCACUUCACCUGUUGGGGUCCCAAUGUCCCCAUUUAUAAAGAGAAGAAGAACAAUGGCGAUCCCACGGGGACUUUCUGAGGAUUUGGUGUUCUCCAUCGCCGUCUUCGGGCCCAUCGUCAACGAGGGCUACGUGAACACCGACAGCGGCCCCGAGCUGCGCUGCGUGUUCAACGGGAACGCGGGCGCCUGCCGCUUCGGCGUCGCGCUGGGCCUCGGAGCCUUCCUCGCCUGCGCCGCCUUCCUGCUGCUCGAUGUGCGCUUCCAGCAGAUCAGCAGCGUCCGCGACCGCCGGCGCGCGGUGUUGCUGGACCUGAGCUUCUCAGGACUCUGGUCCUUCCUGUGGUUCGUGGGCUUCUGCUUUCUCACCAAUCAGUGGCAGCGCACGGCGCCAGGGCCGGCCACGACGCAGGCGGGGGACGCGGCGCGGGCCGCCAUCGCCUUCAGCUUCUUCUCCAUCCUCAGCUGGGUGGCGCUCACCGUGAAGGCCCUGCAGCGGUUCCGCCUGGGCACCGACAUGUCACUCUUCGCCACCGAACAGCUGAGCACCGGGGCGAGCCAGGCCUACCCCGGCUAUCCGGUGGGCAGCGGCGUGGAGGGCACCGAGACCUACCAGAGUCCGCCCUUCACCGAGACCCUGGACACCAGCCCCAAAGGGUACCAGGUGCCCGCCUACUAGCGGCUGGCAGGCACAGACCAGAGCUCCAAGGCCACCCCACCAACGCAGGCCCCAGGGUCUCCAGGACCUCCCUAGGGUCCUUCCAGCUCAGCGUCAGGGACAGAGUGGGUAGCCGCUUUGGGCCAUCCGGGGCCAAGAGGGGGUGGACCCUCGCGUGUCUAGGCUGUCCCCUGCCAAGUUCCCCCAGUCCCUCAGCACCUGGCCCCAGGACUGAGGUCCUGAGAAGGGGAUAGCACUGCCCAGGACGUGUGUCCCUAGCCUGGAAUGGACUGGCCUGGGGAAGGCAUUCCCCUCUUGCGCCACACCUGCUCACUCGGGUGGGGGGUCCAGCUGCCCUCUACGAUCAGGUGCAGGGACUGCCCAGGACAAAGCGGGGGCAGGGGAAAGACACCACCCUCGCCCCGAGCCUGGGGAUCCUGGCCACUGUUCCCAUCUCAUGUCCCUGUGGGUAGUGACUGUCUCGUUUCUGUCAUGGUGGUGCGUCCCGUUCGGAGCCACUCUCCACUUUCUCUCACAGGCUCCUAGAACAGCCCGGCCCUGUCAGUGUUGUGAUCAUGGUCCAGUCUUCGGGUUUCACCUCCUAGUACUCCGCAAGCUGCUCCUCUGUCUGUGGCCCCGGCCCCUGCCCAGGUGUGGGUGGUUCUGGCCAGGAAGGCACAAGGUAGCUGUGGGCCAAGACACCAGCCCUGUCCCAGCCCUUCAGUAAGACCUUGCCAGAAAAGGAGAAGGAUGCCUGGGUGCCAGGCAAGACAAGCCCCUCAGCAGGAGAGAGGCCCAGAGGCUCCAGCUGGCCACCGUGCCCCACGAGAUGGCCCCUGUGUGGUUCCCUUUACUUUGGCUUCCUGGCCCAGUCCCUGCCUCUCCACCUGCACCCCGCUUCCUGGCCCAGUCCCAGGUUGGAGUCCCUCUGCGUAGCUGACUACUCAUGCAUUGCUCAAAGCUGGUUUUUCACAUUAAGUCAACACCAAACGUGGUUGCCACAUUUCAUCAGACAGACACCUCCCUCUGGAGAUGCAGUUGAGUGACAACCUUGUUACAUUGUAGCCUAGACCAAUUCUGUGUGGAUAUUUAAGUGAACAUGUUUACAAUUUUUGUAUAUAUCACUCUCUCCCUCUCCUGAAAGACCAGAGAUUGUGUAUUUUCAGUGUCCCAUGUUCCGACUGCACCUUCUUUACAAUAAAGACUGUAACUGAGCUGACUGUGA
Pongo pygmaeus (Bornean orangutan) is the source of this 3164-nucleotide messenger RNA. It is a transcript of the gene SYNGR3, whose product is annotated as synaptogyrin 3. Lineage: Eukaryota; Metazoa; Chordata; Mammalia; Primates; Hominidae. The coding region runs from base 1307 to 1960 and encodes 217 amino acids. Gene Ontology annotation, cellular component: synaptic vesicle membrane; neuromuscular junction. The record is from RefSeq and is a predicted model, not a curated record. The transcript has 4 exons.